AUGAUUGUUAAAGGGCUUUCGCAUAUUCAUCGCAAAGAAAUCGCCCAUUGUGACCUCAAGCCAGAGAACAUUCUUCUGUUUCCUUCAUUGGACAAAGAGAGUGCAAACUAUCAAUUGAAGAUUGCGGAUUUCGGAUUAUCUAAGACCAAAAAUGAGGAAGCAGAUGUCGAGGUUUGGAAGUCCAAGCCUAGAGAUACGUCGUCAUACUUUUCGUCGGAGGCAUUUUCCAGUCAUAUUGAUGCUCCGAUAGAUAUAUGGGCACUUGGCUGCAUAGUGAUUGAAAUGCUGACUGGAUUGUCUGCAUAG
Arachis ipaensis is the source of this 306-nucleotide messenger RNA. The record is from RefSeq and is a predicted model, not a curated record. NCBI's taxonomy places the organism in Eukaryota, Viridiplantae, Streptophyta, Magnoliopsida, Fabales, Fabaceae.